UUGUUGUCCAUCCACCAAAGCAGACGAUGCAUCCGGUGCCUCCGCGAUCAAGCCCCAACAUCGCCGCCGCCACCACGAGGGUGCACCCUUCCGACGCCCUUCACCACAGCUGCGCCGCGGAUGACGAUCAUCAUCUUGUACAGCCGGCGCUCUACACGGUGUGGAAGAGGUCCAGCAUGGGCUUCCACGGCACCGACGGCUUCUCCGUCUACGACGCCGACGGCGCCCUAGCCUUCCGCGUCGACAACUACUCAAGGCGCCGCAAGCUCUUCGCCGGCGAGCUGCUGCUCAUGGACGGCCAAGGCGCGCCCCUUCUGGCACUCCGCCCACAGAUUCUCAGCAUGCGCGACCAAUGGAAUUGUUACAGAGCAUCAGAAGAAGCUGGUGACAAGAGCUCCUCCAGGCGGCAACACCUCUUCUCCAUGAGGAAAUGCUCACUUGUACAAAGCAACGACGAAGCAGAAGUGCACGUAUCUGGAUGUACCACCUCAUCAGAUCAUGAUUCCCAAGCUCCUAGCUUCAGGGUGCAUGGUAGCUUCUGGAGGAGAAGCUGCAAGAUCCGAAAAGGCAACGGGGAGGAGGUGGCUAGGAUAACCAGGAAGAAGGCCGGAGCUCUGUCUGAGACGGUGACACUAAGCGAAGAUGUCUUCAGCCUUACCAUCAUGCCAAAUGUCGAUCGCACAAUGAUCAUGGCCUUUGUUGUCAUUUUGGACCGGAUCUGCCAGAGGCCAUACAAACCUUUGAUGUGUUCUACGUAGUUCACGCCUUCCAGCUUCCAGGCCAAACAAACUUGAUGCUGAAAGUGAUGAACACUGAAAUUCAAGAAGGGCUGAGCCAGUAAGUUUAGAUAGGUAGGGACUGCAGCUGCUAAUGAUUGCAGCUGUCAACUGACUGAAGCCAACAUGUAACAUGUCCUAACUUUUGUAAAGCAAAGAUACGUAAAUUCAGAAUUUAACUGGAACCUUACAUUGCAAUGCAUACUGGAUUCCCGUGAUGUAAAUUUCAGGGAAAGUUCGUUGGUGUUGUUUAAUGCUCAGAACAAAGAUGCGACCACAAUUUAUAAAGAAAGAUUGAAAGGGAAAGGGGAAGAAAGGGAAUGACACAAAUAGGCAGCUGUAUCCCUUGUCCUAGUUGCAACUUCCAAUGCUUAUUACUCUCUCAUGUGCUUCCAUGAAUCAACUGGCUAUUUGUUAAAAAGAAAGAAAGAAUCAACUAGCUACCAACUCUGGCAUGAGCUGCUUCCCAUUGUUCCUGUAGUUGUAGCGCAGUACCAUCUCAAGUUUCUAAUGGUUUACACCUAGAUGCAACUUGUGGAAUUAGUAAGGACAAUGCAAAAGACGAAAUUGACCAAAUUGUGUUGAAUCGUAAAAGAGGAACCAGAAAAGGAAUCGAUUUAAGAUCUGACCAGUGGCAUCAGCUAUAUCUGGCAGUACAGACUACAGAGCAGUUGAGUGUAUACAUACUCAAACAAAAAUAUUCGAUCGACUCCUAGCUCCGCAUGCAUGUUAAAUUGCAUCUCUGAAGAUCAGCAAUCCUCCAUCAAGAAAGAAUUAGGCAGUAGACAUCACACAUGUACUGCAAAGAGGCCAUACCCUGCUCUGUUCAUUGCGCCAAGAAUUGUGAUAGUGCCAUUUCCAUUGAUGCAACAAGUAGCACAGUCCAUUUCAUCGUAUGAGGUGGAUAGUGGCAGUGCGUCGCAGAGGUCACCACGACGAAAGAUGCAAUUGCAUCAAGGAGAUGUCUGGAGUUCAGGGUAUGGAUGGAUACCUGGUGGAAUGCGCGGCCGAUUGUUGCAGUGCGACGAUGAACGGAGGUGACCACACGCCGGGGGGUGACCGAUUGGAGGGACAUGGCAGCUGAGGGCAUCUCCACGACUCCACCUCCUACCGGACCGCGGCAGCCGGCAGCCCAAGGCGGCGGGCGCAGUGGAGAAGCUAGAGGCUGGGGCAGCCCGUGCGCAAGGCCUGAGGGAGUGAUGGACGCGUCAAUUUGACGGAGGAGAUAACGAAGCUUGUCGGCGGGGCCGGAGGAGGGCGGCGGCGGCCGCGCGACCUCGCCGGGGCGGCCGAUGCCACCCGGCGGAAUAUUUUCAAAAGCACCCCUAACUAUUUUCAUUUAAUCCCCUAAAUUGGAUCGCGACUAUUAAUCGCGAUCCGAAUAUUUGCAAAAGUACCCCUAAUAUUUACAUAUAACCCCCUCAUUUGGAUCGCGACAAUUGAUCGCGAUCCGAUUAUUUACAAAAUACCCCUGGUUUGGAUAAGAAAUUAGCACCGUGGCCCCUGGUUCGUCUCUCCCUCUCCGUCGUCGGGUCCUCCGGCCGCCUCCAACUUCCAAUCCGGGCCGGAAGCGCAAAUGCCCCAAGCCACUCGCGGCCCCGCUCAGGUUCUCCAGUCGUCUGCAGAUUCUAGGGAAAGAGGACCAGCCCAGCUGCCCAGGGAGUACCGAGCAUCGGCCAGGCCAUGGGUAAGGUGAGGAGCUCUGUUAGCUGAGCCGCGUGCUGGAAUACGGUGGCUUAUGAGGAAAACGAAAGAGGCUGGCGGGAUGCUUCCAUGAGAGAAAUUAACCCGCAGGCGCAGCCGCUCGAGGUGCCGGACAGCUUGGUGGAUGGGUUCUUGGUUCGAAACAAUCGCAUUUUUGCAGGUCGUCGGUUUUGGAGGUAGUG
Molecule: messenger RNA, 2662 nt
Organism: Setaria italica (foxtail millet)
Lineage: Eukaryota; Viridiplantae; Streptophyta; Magnoliopsida; Poales; Poaceae
Product: protein LURP-one-related 5
Exons: 2
Coding region: 27-758 (243 amino acids)
Source: RefSeq, a predicted model, not a curated record